CUUGUUUGGUGGGUCUAGAUAGCCCGCCUAUUUUUUUUUUUUGUACAAUUAUCUUAAUAAAAUCCCUUAACCACAGUGCUAGCCUUAUGCCUAACCUAAAUUAAGACCAAUAAGUAAGUUUUGUUGUAAUACAUUUUUAUGAUAUUGCCAAUUGUUACUUCGUGGCUAUAGUAACUAGCUAGUGGAAAAUGCUUUACAUCGAUACGGUACCCUAUCACAUAUUCUAUGCGGUAACGUUAGUUGACUUCAGUGGUUUCCUUGCAGAAUCCUGAUAUUUGUGAGUGAUCAUGGCUGCUACUACUUCAGCCGCGGUUACAGAAUCUCCUGGGCUAGAGACUCAACGCAAAGAAAUCGAGUCUAUGCUUCAGGAACAUGAACUCUGUGCAGGGGAUACUUGGUACCUGGUGGAAAGGCGAUGGUAUGAGCAGUGGAAGGAGUAUGUGGUGACAGGAGACCAGAACUCCUCAUCUUUCCCUGGACAGAUUGACAACACAGAGCUGUUUGAGGAACUGGAUUCCUACCAUCUGAAGGAGCGUCUGGUGGAGAAUGAGGACUUUGUGUUGAUCCCUGCCGAAGCAUGGCGCAAUCUGCUGGCCUGGUAUGGCAUGGUAGAUGAUCAGCCUGCCCUGGAGCGGAAGGUGGUGGAUCUACCCAGCACAGUCAAGGUUGAGGUCUAUCCUGUGGAAAUCUUCCUGUGUCUCCAUAGCAACAUGGAAAAUGUUGUGACCGCACAGUUUAGCCGUGCAGAUCAUAUCCAUACGAUUCAGAAGGUGAUGAUGAAGCAGUUUGAUGUUGUCGAGAGAGCAGAGACCCGGCUGUGGAUGAAGAGCUCAGACACCUGCUGUGAGAGGCUGCGGAACGUUCACGUCAAUGUCCUCGACUCCAGCCUAAGCUCUGGCAUGACGGUGAUCAUGGAGAUGAGGAAUGAAGACGGUACCUGGCCCAGCUCCAGACCGCAGAUCAUUAGGAACUCUGUGGAGGAGCAGGAAUCAUACCGAGGCCAGCCAGGAGUCUGUGGCCUCACCAACCUAGGAAACACAUGUUUCAUGAACUCUGCCCUGCAGUGUCUCAGUAACACCCCUCCACUGACUGAGUACUUCCUGCAGAGUGCCUAUCUGGAGGAGCUCAACUUCACCAACCCUCUGGGCAUGAAGGGGGAGAUAGCAGAGGCCUACGCUGAUGUCAUCAAACAGAUGUGGUCAGGGAGGCACUACUCUGUAGUUCCCCGGCUCUUCAAGACCAAGGUUGGCCACUUUGCCUCUCAGUUUCUUGGCUACCAGCAGCAUGACUCCCAGGAGCUGCUCUCCUUCCUGCUGGAUGGGCUUCAUGAGGAUCUCAACCGGGUCAAGAACAAGGAGUACAUUGAGCUGAGGGAUGCCGAUGGUAGGCCUGACCAGGAAGUGGCAGAGGAAGCGUGGAAUAACCACCGGCGACGUAACAACUCUGUAAUUGUUGACACCUUCCACGGGCUGUUCAAGUCCACCCUGGUUUGCCCCGAGUGCCGCAAAGUGUCGGUCACCUUUGACCCCUUCUGCUACCUCAGUGUGCCCCUGCCUGUUAGCAAGGACCGGGUGAUGGAGGUCUUCUUCGUUUCUCUGGAUCCUGUGGCCAAACCUGUUCAGCAUCGCUUGGUUGUACCCAAAGCUGGAAAAGUGUUUGACCUGUGCUCCGCUCUCUCGGAAAUGACCAACGUCUCCGUUAAUCAAAUGGUUGUGGCUGAUGUGUUCAACCACCGCUUCUAUAAGAUCUACCAUGCUGAUGAGUCUCUAAGCUGCAUCCUGGACCGGGAUGACAUAUUUGUGUAUGAGCUGAGCAGUGGCUCUGUGGAGGAGGAGGGGGAUGAGGUGGUGCUGGCUCUGUACCUGAGGGAGCGUUCUCAUUACAGGGACUCCGGCUCAGGGAGUAGCAGCUGCGGUACGUCCCUGUUCGGACACCCACUGCUCAUGGCUGUGCCUCGAGUCCAGUGCAGCCGCAACGCCCUCUAUCACCUCUUCCUGCAGCGGCUAGCACGGUAUGUCCGACCACCAGAUCCCUCAGAGGAGGAUGAAGAUGACGAAGAACUUUACAAGAUCCAGACCAAUGGUGUCAGCGAUGAUGAUGGUGAGGAUAAUGGUAUGAGGCCAGGACCCUUUAAGAGAGAUGACUGUUGUGAUGGUGGCCAAUGGGAUGGCCCUGCUGUGACCCAAACUCAGCCAGAGCAGACACAAACCCAGGAGUCUGGAAAACAGGCUCAGGCUGAGGGGGCCAGUGGAGAAGUCAGGGCAGGGUGCAGCACAAAGGACAGUGCCUCGGCAUCCUGUAGUGCUGGAGCCAGUGCUGGAGUUCCAACAAACAGCCAGCAGGGUGCAGGCCUUCAGCAGCAGCAGCCAUGUGAGACUGAGGAAGAGGAGGAGAAGGGUGAGUGCCCCCCGCAGACCAACGAGAGGCAGGCCAAGAGGAAGGGCUACCAGGCCAGACGCAGAAAGUUGCUCUUCUCCAUCCACGCUGUCAACUCCAAUGGCACUACGGAGAGAGGCAUGGGAGAGGACGGCAGUGCCUUCUCUUUUAGCUCUCAACCAUAUGUGGCCAUUGACUGGGAUCCUGACAUGAAGAAGAAAUGCUACAAUGAGAAUGAGGCAGAGAAGUAUGUAAAACACCAAAGCAUGGAGGUCCCUCAUCAGCAGACCACAGUGCAGCUGCAGGAGUGCAUAGAGCUCUUCACCACUGUGGAAAUCCUGGAGGAAGAAAACCCCUGGUACUGCCCAAUAUGUAAGAAACACCAACUGGCCACUAAGAAACUGGACCUGUGGUCACUGCCUGAGGUUCUCAUCAUCCACCUGAAACGCUUCUCCUACACCAAGUACUCCAGGGAGAAGUUGGAUAUCAUCGUUGACUUUCCUCUCAGACACCUCGACUUCUCAGGUUGUCUGCUGAGGAAGACUGGUACAAACGGAGAGCCACCCAGCCGAUAUGAUCUAAUAGCAGUUUCCAACCACUACGGCGGACUCCGAGAUGGACAUUACACCAGCUAUGCCCGGAACAAAGACAAUGGACAAUGGUAUUACUUCGAUGACAACAAGGUGACGUAUGCAAGGGAGGAACAAAUUGUGACUAAUGCUGCCUACCUCCUGUUCUACCACCGACAAGACAAGAUUCGUCAGCCCACCUUACCUCCCCCCUCGGACAGCUCCUCCUCUCCCACCCAGCCUGCUAAUGUCACUUCCCACAAACAUGAUGGGAUGGAGAGAGCCACUUCCUGUGUCAACAUGGAAACAGACUGAAGCAGAUUUUUUUUUUUUGUAAUCUUUUUUUUCUCCGAGUUGAUGGGGCUUUGAAUUUAUAUUUUUUAUUUUCUAUUCCAAAAAACUUGAACCGUCUGCCUCUCCUCUGCAUUGAACAAGGUGUGAGAAGUGGAGGCUAGAUUCUCAGGCUGGUGCAGAAGCGUGAGGAAGGCAAUUUAUGCUUCUUCUACAUUUUUUUUAAUGAUCUAGUAAAUCUGGGGAGACCAUUGUCAUAGAAGAAUGUUGAAUGAUGAUAUCUGGUAUUGCUUAACCACAGACUAAGGUAUGUAGUAUCUGUCUAUGCUGAUGCAUAAUGGACCCCUUAGUGUUUAGACAUAAGCAAUUAUAAUUUAGUUGGUUCAAUCAAGACCUAUGAAUUGUGAAUAUCUGUGCACCAAUAUUCAUCUCUGCUAUGAUGCAUUGCUGCAAAUAUUACCUCAAACUUUGAUUACUGCUGUUGAGCUCAAUUCGAGGAAGAUUUCCUUGAGGAUCUUUGAAUAGAAUUGAAUACAUUUUGCUUUAGAAGGUAAAUCACUAACGACACGGAUAACUAAUUCAGUUUACUCCUGAUUUAAAAAUGAGAUUACAUUCCCCUGUUACUCAAUGUUCUUUAUAUCAGGGACUGCAUUUACAGAAAGAGAAACAUUGCAAUGUGAUUUAUUUACACUACAUGGCCCAAAGUAUGCUCGUCAAACAACGUAUUCCAAAAUCAUGGACAUUAAUAUGAUUUUGGUCCCCCCUUUGCUGUUAUAACUGCAUCCACUCUUCUGGGAAGUCUUUCCCCUAGAUGUUGGAGCAUUGCUGUGUGGACUUGCUUCCAUUAAGCCACGAGCAUUAGUGAGGACGGGCACUGAUGUUAUGCGAUUAGGCCUGGCUUGCAGUCGGUGUUGCAAUUCAUCAAAGGUAUUCGACGGUUUGAGGUCAGGGCUCUGUGCAGGCCAGUCUAGUUCUUCCACACUGAUCUCAACCAACCAUUUCUGUAUGGACCUUGCUUUGUGCACGAGGACAUUACCAUGCUGAAACAGGAAAGGGCCUUCCCCAAACUGUUGUCACAAAGUUGGAAGCACAGAAUUGUCUAUGAUGUCGCUGUAGCAUUAAGAUAUCCCUUCACUGGAACUAAGGGGCCUAGCCCGAACGAUGAAAAACAGUCCCAGACCAUUAUUCCUCCUCCACCAAACUUUACAGUUGGCACUAUGCAUUUGGCCAGGUAGCGUUCUCCUGACAUCCGCCAAACCCAGAUUUGUCCGUCGGACUGCCAGUUGGCGUGAUUCUUUACUCCAGAGAACGUGUUUCCACUAGCCCAUAGUCGUCUACUCCAGCCGAUGCUUGGCAUUGCGCAUGGUGAUCUAAGGCUUGUGUGCGGCUGCUUGGCCAUGGAAACCCACUUCAUGAAGCUCCCGACGAACAGUUAUUGUGCUGAUGUUGCUUCCAGAGGUAGUUUGGAACUCGGGAGUGAGUGUUGCAACUGACAGACAGACAGCGUUUACGCUCUACUUGCUUGAACACUUGAUGGUCCCGUUCUGUGAGCUUGUGUGGCCUACCACUUCGCGGCUGAUCUGUUUUUGCUCCUAGACAAUUUCCGCUUCACAAUAACAGCACUUACAGUACAGGCCAUUCUACUGUCAAUAUUUUCAUAUGGAGAUUGCAUGGUUGUGCUCGAUUUUAUACACCUGUCAGCAACGGGUGUGGCUGAAAUAGCUGAAUCUACUAAUUUGAAGGGGUGUCCACACACUUUUAGCCAUGUAGUGUAGAACAAAGGUAAACAAAAGACCGUAGUAUUCGAAACAAACACUUUGAAUACAGUUGCAGGUGCCAUGGAAUAGCUUUGUAUAUUUUCUCUUGUGAUCCAUUUUUUUUUAAUUAUCAGAGCAGGUAUUUGUUUUUACUUCACUUACAAAUACACAUUGGGCAUCAGCACUUCUGCAGAUCUUCCAUUUCUGGUUAGGAUUAUCUUUCCACUAUCAAGAAUGAUUUUGAUCAUCUCUGGUGCAGGACAUUAACAGAUGCAUAUUCUUGGGAUUUAAAAGGAAUUUGUACUCUUAUCUUAGUAAAAGCAUAUAGCUACACAUUUACAAUUUAGGUAUCACAGUUGUAUUAUAGUCUGCGCAAUUUCUUAAUGAAGAGUAAUGAGAAAUACAGCAAAGUGCUUUCUGGAUAGAGCUCUUAAAUUAUUUUUAAAGCCCAACUGUACAGUAUUUUUGUAUUGUAAUAAAUGUAUUCUUUGAUCAUCUGGAUCAGAUGCAGGGGAUUGCCGAUUUAUUUACUUUACUUAAUAAUAGAUGGAAUAUUUAUUGUAUAAUCUUUUGUAAUUAAUACAUUCUGAUUCUGAUGACAAUAGUCAGGUAGAUUUUUCACUUUUACAUGACAGCCUGGCUUUCCUGAUAUCUUUUUAACAAAUUAUCAGGAUUCAUAAACCCUUGAUCUAAGGUGGCUGUGAGAGCUGGUUAACUCUAGCCCAUCUCUAGAGAUGUACUGCAGUUUAGAUUGGGCUGUGGCCAUACUCUGAUUCCCAAGGCCUGCUUCGUUUGGGUUCUUUAUUUCCCUGAUAUAGUAAUAUACAGUAUAUAGGAACAUAAUACUGUCAGGAAACCUGUGAAAGGACAAUCUUCAAAUUUGUCACAUUGGUACAGUAUGUUAAAGCACAAUUUUGUAUAGAAAACACCUUUUGGUUUCUACUGUAAACAGUGAGCUAACAUGCAUGUGGUUAAUACCAACCUGUCUACACAAUUAUCUUGCUCACCAACACCUGUUUGAUCUGAAAUUGCUGUUCACAAUUUAGCAGCCAUUUUGUACAAGGGAGUGACCGGAAUGUUAUAUUUAGUGUUAACACAUGAUUGGUGAUACUGCUGUAAAUGUCUGGGCUUUUAGUGGGAACAGAGGAAGAACUCUCCAAGGUGGCUUUGUGCUUUUUCUGAACUAUCUGGAAUAGACGACAGGUUGCCGUAACAAACAAAUUCAUUGGUCCUCCCAAACUACUUAGCAUCCAGUAUGAUACACAGGGAGCCUAACUCAGAUAUUUUUCCACUAAUUGAUAUUUUGCCAAUAAUUGGGCAAAAUAUCAGAAUUGAGCUGCCUGUAUAAACUCAGCCUAACAUCCACAUUUAGGAUGUUAUAGUGCACUGAAUAUUGUACCAACUUUAUUAUAGGAGGAACUUUAUAUAAGGUAAAGUUUUAAUAUUUAUACCCCAAUGAAAAUUGGCAUUUCACACUUGCAUUGUCUUCCUUUCAGUUCAAUGUGGUGUUGACUUAAUGCAGUGCAGUUGCUGCUUUCCAAUGAGUAUGUGAAAUAAAAUAAAUCAAUGAUG
Molecule: messenger RNA, 6565 nt
Organism: Oncorhynchus mykiss (rainbow trout)
Lineage: Eukaryota; Metazoa; Chordata; Actinopteri; Salmoniformes; Salmonidae
Source: RefSeq, a predicted model, not a curated record